Messenger RNA from Cygnus atratus (black swan), 840 nucleotides. It is a transcript of the gene DHODH, whose product is annotated as dihydroorotate dehydrogenase (quinone). Gene Ontology annotation, molecular function: dihydroorotate dehydrogenase activity. The transcript is spliced from 7 exons. The record is from RefSeq and is a predicted model, not a curated record. Gene Ontology annotation, cellular component: mitochondrial inner membrane; cytoplasm. Gene Ontology annotation, biological process: pyrimidine ribonucleotide biosynthetic process; 'de novo' pyrimidine nucleobase biosynthetic process. The coding region runs from base 1 to 840 and encodes 279 amino acids. NCBI's taxonomy places the organism in Eukaryota, Metazoa, Chordata, Aves, Anseriformes, Anatidae.
AUGGCGGCGCCGCUGCGCCGGCGCCUGCGGGCGCUGGCGGCGGCGCUGGGCGGCUGCGGGCUGCUGCUGGGCUCGGCGCUGGCGGCGGGCGACGAGCGGCUGCAGGCGGCGGUGCUGCCCGCGGUGCUGCCCGCGCUCCGCGCCGUCCCUCCGGAGGCCGCGCACGGCCUGGCCCUGCGCGCCGCCGCCUUCGGGCUGCUGCCGGCCGCCCGCCCCGACGGCCCCGCGCUGGAGGUGCGCGUCCUCGGGCGGCGGUUCCGCAACCCGUUGGGCCUGGCGGCUGGCUUCGACAAGCACGGCGAGGCUGUGGACGGCCUGUACAAGGCGGGCUUCGGCUUCGUGGAGGUGGGGACCGUCACACCCAAGCCCCAGGAGGGGAACCCCAAGCCCAGGGUUUUCCGGCUGGUGGAGGAUGAGGCGGUCAUUAACAGGUAUGGAUUCAACAGUCACGGCCACGCUGCAGUGGAACGCAGGCUGCGGGCCCGCCAGGAGGCACAGCGCAAGCUCACUGGUGCGGGGAUGCCUCUUGGAGUCAACCUGGGCAAGAACAAGAGCUCUACAGAUGCUGUAGCUGACUACGUGGCUGGGGUCCGAGUGCUGGGCCCCUUGGCCGACUACCUGGUUGUGAAUGUGUCCAGCCCAAACACCCCAGGGCUGCGGGACUUGCAGGGCAAGGCUGAGCUGCGGGACCUGCUGACCAAGGUGCUGGCAGAGAGGGACACGCUGCCAUGCAAGCACAAGCCAGCUGUGCUGGUGAAGAUUGCCCCAGACCUUACUCUGCAGGACAAGCAGGACAUAGCUAGUGUCGUGUGCGAGGGUGCUGGUGAUCCUGACGAGUGA